Molecule: messenger RNA, 1717 nt
Organism: Paramisgurnus dabryanus
Lineage: Eukaryota; Metazoa; Chordata; Actinopteri; Cypriniformes; Cobitidae
Gene: twist1b
Product: twist family bHLH transcription factor 1b
Biological process (GO): regulation of transcription by RNA polymerase II; developmental process
Molecular function (GO): DNA-binding transcription factor activity, RNA polymerase II-specific; RNA polymerase II transcription regulatory region sequence-specific DNA binding; protein dimerization activity
Source: RefSeq, a predicted model, not a curated record
AAAAUACGUAAAUAUUCACACAUGAAGCGGAAAAUAUUCACACAAAAUUAACUAGAACACCAAGCUGAUCCCAUCAGAGAUGUAGCUUCUUUACCUUUAUGUGUUAAAAACAACACAAUUACUAUAUGCGUUGUCCCUGUGUUACUUUUAUCACAACUUGUGUUUUAGUUUAAUACAAAAUUACACAAAAUGUGUUAAAAUGACGUGUAAAAAAUUAACACAUCCUUUCUUAGAGUAACAAUUGUACAUUUAUUACCAAAAUUACACGGGGAAUAUCAAGUUAAUUUGUAACUUGUUCAGGCUAUAUGUCACAUUUAAAACAUAAUUUUUGUAUAAUUAAACCACAACGAAUGCGUUCAGUUGAACAUGCACGGUUUUUAUGUCCACCAAGAAACUAUUAGACUUGUCAAGAAAACUAUCUUGAGUUGUGUUUUUCCUUCUCUUUUUUCAAACUUCUCCCCUACCCUCCCUCUCGCGUCUUGAACUUUCUUGGCCAAUCAUCUCUCUUCCUACAAACACUUUAGCAGACUAUAAGAGCUCCCCAACUUUUUCCUUUCAAUCGAACUCAAAGUUUGCUCGGGGAUAUCCUGGAUACACAGACACACUUUCGUUGGGAAUUGUAGCUAUUUCACCCUCAUGAGGAAAUAACGCGUAUAUUCGCACGCGCUUGCAGACUUGAGCGAGAUGCCCGAAGAACCCGCGCGCGACUCCUCCAGUUCCCCGGUGUCUCCAGCGGACAGUCUCAGCAACAGCGACGUAGAGCCCGACAGACCGCCGAAGAGGUGCGCGAGGAAAAGGCGCUCCAGCAGAAAAAACGGGGAGGACUCCGACAGCUCGACCCUUGGGAAAAGAGGGAAGAAGUCCAGCAACAGCAGCAGCAGUCCACAGUCGUUUGAAGACCUACAGACUCAGCGCGUGAUGGCGAACGUGCGCGAGCGCCAGAGGACGCAGUCGCUCAACGAAGCGUUCGCGGCUUUGCGCAAAAUCAUCCCCACAUUACCCUCCGACAAACUGAGCAAAAUACAGACGCUUAAACUCGCUUCCAGGUACAUCGAUUUCCUCUAUCAGGUACUACAGAGUGAUGAGCUGGACUCCAAGAUGGCAAGCUGUAGUUAUGUUGCUCACGAGCGCUUGAGCUACGCGUUUUCGGUGUGGAGGAUGGAGGGCGCCUGGUCCAUGUCUGCAUCUCACUAGUGUGCGGGGAAACUUUGGAAGUGCAAAUGGUGAAGGCCACGCGCUGGCUGGUAAACACUCGUGGACCAACACAGUUAUGGAUAUCUGCAUUUCUUUAGCAUCUGGCAAAUGUUGCAACAGAGGUCAUGGCUUUCAUAUUGAGAGGGCCACGGACACUGGACUGUUGCGCGUGCGCUGCAUAUGGACUUCUGCGCAAGUGUUAUUAUUGACGACGAAUGUUGUUAAGGUGUGCCUAUGCAUGAUUUUUAUAUUCUAUUUUAUAAGGACUCAGUUGUGCAUAGCUUUCUUGGAGAAAGUAAAAUUGCAUUACAAGGACUGUCGAUGAGAAAAUGGGAAUAUUAAGCCUCUAGUUCGAAUCCUGUGUAAAAUAAAAAGUUUUAGUACAUUUCUAUUUAUUUAUUGAUGACACGAUUAUUGAAAUGAAGGCAAAUGUAUUCUGUGUCGAAAUGCAUUCUUAUUUUUUGUUACUUUUGUAAAUAAAUAUGUUUUUUGUUUAAUAAAGGUCAAUAAGUUUUAAGAAAUA